AUGCCACGUACUCGUAGUCUUGGACAAGCGGGAACGGCCGUACCUCGUCGACCGACUCGAGUGGUUGAGGAUGAUAGCGACGAAGAUGAUUCAAACCCUGGCAUGUAUUCUAAACUUUCGACCGAUACUAUGGUUCCAUUAGUAUCAUCAACUCCAAUGAGACCUGGAGCUGUGCAAGUAGCUCACUUAGAACCCGUGUCUCGACUUUCAACUAUUGAAGACGUCGACUCCUCUAAGGAGAACGAGUUUUCUCCCACAGAUGCACUGGGCAAAAUGCCACCGGUAACUCCAGCUAGGAAGCAAAAUCGUGUUUCCUUUGCUCCUAUUCCCUCUGGUAAACCAACCAAUGGAUCAGCCCCUCCAACUCUAGCACCAUCACAUCAAGCUUUGGCUCGCCUAGGUAAUGCUGGCCAUCCACUAACAGAGCUUGAUCUGAACAACCGCCUUCCACCCCCACCACAGACACCAUUAGCCUAUCCAGCAACCCCGUCUGAGGAUCUUGAUAGUACUAUCGAAGCUGUCCGUAAAGUUUCAUUAGACUCUACUUCACCUACUUUCCGGUCUCCAUCAAAGAUUGCAAAUUAUUUGGAGCAAUCCUCUGAAACACCACACCAACGACUGACUAUCCAUAAAUUAGUCCUCACUAAUUUCAAAUCUUAUGCAGGUCGUCAAGAAAUUGGUCCUUUUCACAGUGUAAGUACUAUGAAAAAGUCAACCAACCAUUCAUGUACUAACUUCACCACAGUCUUUUUCUGCAGUAGUGGGCCCCAACGGAUCGGGAAAAUCCAACGUUAUUGA
Molecule: messenger RNA, 798 nt
Organism: Sugiyamaella lignohabitans
Lineage: Eukaryota; Fungi; Ascomycota; Dipodascomycetes; Dipodascales; Trichomonascaceae
Exons: 1
Coding region: 1-798 (265 amino acids)
Source: RefSeq, a predicted model, not a curated record